CUCCUCUUCAUUCUCUCUCUCUCUCUCUCUCUCUCUCGUUCUCUCUCUCUCUCUCCUCCGCCUCUGGAUCGUCGUCUCCUCGCGAUCUCCUACCCCUCGACACCCACAACGCUCUCCUCCUCCUCGUCGUCGCUAUAUACACCUCCUCACUCCCCUCUCUCUCUCUCUCUCGUGGCGAUGGCGCCGAUCCCGUUGAAGCAGUCCCCGAGCUCCGCACAGACCCUCGCCCGCGGCGGCGGCGGGGCCCCGGAGACGCGCGGGAUCGUGCGCGAGGCCGUGCGCGCCACCCUCGCCUCCUCACCACCGGCGGUGGCGCCGCCGCCGCCGAUUGAUCAGAUCCAGGCCGAGGUCAGGUUCGGGGCCCCCGUGGCGGGGCUCGCCGCGGCGCCCGCCGCGGCGGCGGAGAGGGUGCUGUGUUGGGAAGAGGUCGAUGGGAGGAGGUGGAGCUACGUGGUGGAUGUGGGGGAAGGGCGAGGUGGGAGGGGGUCGCGGAAGGGGUCGGCGGUGAGGGCCGUGUCGAUGCAGACCCCGGUGGCUCCCCUGGAGGAAUUAGUGUCAUUCAUAAGAUCCUAUGUCGUUCCGGAAGGCUUUCCAGAUAGUGUUACCCCAUCAUAUGUUCCAUACAUGACAUGGAGAGCUUUGAAGCAUUUCUUCGGAGGAGCAAUGGGUGUUUUUACGACGCAGACACUGUUAAGCUCUGUUGGAGUAUCUAAAAAUAGAGCUACUCCAGGUGCUGUUGCCAUUAACUGGAUACUCAAAGAUGGAGCUGGGCGUGUUGGCAAAAUGCUUUUUGCACGGCAGGGCAAGAAGUUCGACUAUGAUUUAAAGCAGCUUCGCUUUGCUGGUGAUCUUAUAAUGGAGUUAGGGGCUGGGGUAGAGUUAGCAACUGCUGCUGUUCCACACCUCUUUCUACCAUUGGCUUGUGCGGCCAAUGUGGCAAAGAAUGUUGCUGCGGUCACAUCAACAUCGACGCGCACUCCAAUCUACAAGGCCUAUGCGAGAGGAGAAAACAUAGGGGAUGUCACCGCAAAAGGAGAAUGUGUUGGGAAUAUUGCAGAUCUGUUGGGAACUGGGCUGAGCAUCUUAAUUUCAAAAAGGAAUCCCUCCUUGGUGGCUUCAUUUGCCUUUCUGUCAUGCGGAUAUGUUCUUAGUUCAUACCAAGAGGUGAAAUCAGUUGUGUUGAAUACAUUAAACAGGGCAAGGUUCACCGUGGCGGUGGAAUCCUUCAUUAAGACAGGUUAUGUACCCUCAUUGAAGGAAGGGAAUUCGAAGGAAAAUAUAUUCAGCCCACCAUGGGUUAAACAUACACCAGUUGUGUUAGGACCAAGAUUUGGGGAAGCAUUUCAGGAGCCUGCCUCAUUUGUUGCUAUAGAGCCGUUGUUUGAGAAAGAGAGAUAUAUGGUGACAUAUAACCCAUCAAAAGAUAAAAUCUAUGCAUUGCUCAAGGAUCAAGCAAAAUCCGACGACAUUCUUAAAGCUGCUUUCCACGCUCAUGUUCUACUGCAUUUCAUUCAUUCAACAAAUGCAAACCGACAUUCAAGGAAACGGAUGAGCUCUAACAAAUCGAAACUAAAUGAGACCAUAGACCCUAGAAACUUGGACUUUCUAGCUCACAUAGCAGAAUCAUGCAAGAUUGUGUCGUCAUCGUAUGGAGUUUUCAAGGAAAAAGCAGCUGAAGAGGGAUGGAUAAUGUCAGAAUCGCUGCUUAAUCCUGGGAGAGCUCGGUUGUGUGGACUAAAGGAACAAUAAUAUAUUUGAAAAGACCUUUUUUCAUGCAUAACUUGUGCCUAUCUUUUGUAUUUUGAGAAAGGAUGCUCAGUCCAUGUCACCAAAUUGAAAGCGGCGCCAAUGAUGAUUGCUGAGACAGUGGAUACUGGGUUUCGUAUUAGACUCGUAUCUUGUAGUACUAUAUCUCUACACCUAAACCUAGUUUUCCCCCGGUUUGGAUCAGGAUAUCGCAGUAUAUGGUUUUUGAUUUCUUCGUAACUAACUGUUUCUGCAAUUGACGAUAAUUUCGAUUUUGUUUUCAAUUCAGCAGGCUCACUUGGUAGACAUGAAUAGUAGUAGUGAUAAAUUGAGGGUGAAACUAAGUAGCUUUUGAGUGCUAGGGAGGGGAAAUGGAUCAAUGAAUGAUCUAAUAGAGCGUCUCCAGCUGUGCGGUUCUGCUAAAUGACUCAGAAUAGAUUUUUGUAUAUGAUUACGGUGUUAUACUUAGUUAUCGUUAACCGGAUACUAACUAAAUGUGCUUUUUGGGGUCUUUUUUGUCGCUGUCGUUGUUGUGAUACGUUAUAACCAUUUCUUUAAAAUGUAAAUGAUUACUACUAUUUUUCGA
Messenger RNA from Ananas comosus (pineapple), 2332 nucleotides. Its product is annotated as protein root UVB sensitive 6. Bases 178 to 1749 code for a protein of 523 amino acids. The record is from RefSeq and is a predicted model, not a curated record. The transcript is spliced from 14 exons. Lineage: Eukaryota; Viridiplantae; Streptophyta; Magnoliopsida; Poales; Bromeliaceae.